Molecule: messenger RNA, 1955 nt
Organism: Labrus bergylta (ballan wrasse)
Lineage: Eukaryota; Metazoa; Chordata; Actinopteri; Labriformes; Labridae
Gene: pigb
Product: phosphatidylinositol glycan anchor biosynthesis, class B
Biological process (GO): GPI anchor biosynthetic process
Cellular component (GO): endoplasmic reticulum membrane
Molecular function (GO): alpha-1,2-mannosyltransferase activity
Source: RefSeq, a predicted model, not a curated record
AACCGGAAAUAGGUGUGCAUGCGGAAGCGCAGACAAACAUUUGAGCACGGUUCCUUCCGUGCUUAAUGGAAGUUUGUAAGAAUGAAAUGUCAUUGAGUUUGUUUUUGCAAAGUUGAAUUCCACAGUUAAAUAACGUGAAGCGUCAUUUGAAGCGCCUGACUUUAGAGCUGAAGGUCUUUAGGUUUAUUUUCAUGUUGCUGGAGAGUUCACAGAGUUUGUGAAUCUGACUCCACAUACCUGACAUACAUCCUGACAGGUGUCAUGUCGACAGCAGAUUGUGCAGACAAGCUAAGAGACAAAAUGCGCUGAUGGAGAACAUCCGAUCACGGCUGAAAUUUGGGAAUAAAGGCGAUGACGUGAAACUGAGGAAACGCAAAUCCCAGCUGUACUCAAAGGAAAGAGAAUCUGCUCUGAACGACGGUGGGCUGAGAGUCAGAGUUGUUGUGUUUUGUUUGGUGUUCAGACUGAUCAACUGCGUCCUGGUUCAGACCAGCUUCGUCCCUGAUGAGUACUGGCAGGCUCUGGAGGUUUCCCAUCGUAUGGUCUUCGAUUAUGGGUAUCAGACCUGGGAAUGGACAGAAGGAAUACGAGGAUAUUCCUAUCCACUCUUCUUUGCAUUUAUCUUCAAGAUAUUACACUUCUUAAGCUAUGACUCAGUGUUUCUUCUGAUAUGGCUGCCUCGAAUCAUUCAAGCACUCCUGGCUGCGUUUGCAGACGUAAAAUUCUUCUUCCUGAUACGAACGUUGCAGAGUCCAGAUGUGGCCAACUGGACGUUCUUCUGCCAUCUUUGCUCGUGGUUCUCAUGGUACUGCUGCACCAGGACCCUCACCAACAGCCUGGAGACCACCCUCACCUAUCUGGCUCUGUGUUACUUUCCCCUCCCUGGGUCUAAACAACACAGCAGCAACAAAUAUUUGACCCUGGUUGCCCUGGCGGUCGUUUGCCGACCCACAGCCCUGAUAGUCUGGUUUCCUCUGCUGAUGUACCAUUUCUGUCAGGAAGAAAACAAACUGAGGAUCAUCACUCACAACUACCUUCCCAUAGGAGUUGUGGCUGUUGUGAUGUCAACACUGAUUGAUUGUAUAUUCUAUGAAAAGUUGACCCUGGUGCAGUUGAACUUCCUGAAGUUUAAUAUCUUCCAUGGUGUGGCAGAUUUUUACGGCUCUCACCCUUGGCACUGGUACCUCACUCAGGGGUUUCCCGUCAUCAUGAGUACUCAUCUUCCUCUUUUUCUUCACGGGUGCACCCUCGCCUUCAAAAAGUAUAAAGUUCUCCUGGCAGCAGUCGUCUGGACCAUCAUAGUGUACAGUUUUCUUCCUCACAAGGAGUUCAGAUUCAUAUAUCCGGUGCUGCCGUUCUGCAUGGUCUUCUGUGGGAUCUCGUUGGCUAGUCUCAAAGAGUGGAGAAGAGCUGCUGCAUUUGUGUUGUUGCUGAGUAACCUGACAGCCGCUCUGUACACCGGCCUGGUCCAUCAGCGAGGAACUCUGGAUGUCAUGAGUCACAUCCAGACGCUUUGUGACACAAGCAGCUCCUCCACCCCUCCUGACGUCCUCUUCCUCAUGCCUUGCCACUCGACGCCUUUUUACAGUCAUGUUCACUGCCCAAUGAAGAUGAGGUUUCUCGAGUGUCCUCCGGAUCUCGGAGAGGAAGCUUAUGUGGAUGAAGCGGACAGUUUCUAUGACGACCCUCUUCUCUGGCUCAGGAAAUCAUUUCCUUACAAAUCUUCUCUGCCGACUCACCUGGUUCUGUUUGAUGUCCUGGAGACGGAGAUCUCUGUCUUUUUGAAAGGGAACAACUUUGUGAGGACAGCAGAGAUAUUUCACACUCAUUUUCCUGAGGGAAGAGUUGGAGGAAGCAUCUUUAUUUAUGAAAGGCACUGAAAACCACUGGAAAACUUUUCUAUUUAGAAAGAGAACAACAUGCUACUGAAAUAAAUAUAUUUAACUCAAAUGUCA